AUGUCAAAAUAUCCAGCUAUUAAGCACUGGCCAUUCGAAGUAAUAAAUGAAUUAGGCAUGCCGGAAAUCAAAAAGCCUAUGAGAGGAGAAGUUGACGAUGCGGCGAUCACAGUGCUGGUGUGCUUUAAUGAAUACCAAUGCCAGGUCAUGAUAGAUACAGCCAAAAUAUUGAGUACAAAUGUGUUGCGCCUCACUAAUAAGUCAAUGGCGCCUACUAUUGCCCACAGUUUGUUCAAGAGGGUAGUGAGGUGGUGCAAUGUGUUCGUCUUCUGUUUGGGUUGUGGUAUCCUCAAUAUGUUCUUCUUGUCGACCGGUGUUGCCGCGAGUAUGGGCAGUGAGGAUAUGGCUCUUGACUGGAGGAUAACUUUGUCAGGAAGUCCAAGCAUGAGCGUUAGGAAGAAACACGAGAGUGGCGAAUCGCAUUGGGAAGAUGGGAUGCAACCGAAAUUGAUGUCCGGCGUUCAGGGCAUAAACAACAGCGCUUAA
Molecule: messenger RNA, 486 nt
Organism: Echinococcus granulosus
Lineage: Eukaryota; Metazoa; Platyhelminthes; Cestoda; Cyclophyllidea; Taeniidae
Product: Heat shock protein cognate 2
Exons: 4
Coding region: 1-486 (161 amino acids)
Molecular function (GO): ATP-dependent protein folding chaperone; ATP binding
Source: RefSeq, a predicted model, not a curated record